Rattus rattus (black rat) is the source of this 1943-nucleotide messenger RNA. RefSeq names its product lymphocyte expansion molecule (gene Cimap2). The coding region runs from base 39 to 1247 and encodes 402 amino acids. The record is from RefSeq and is a predicted model, not a curated record. The transcript is spliced from 10 exons. NCBI's taxonomy places the organism in Eukaryota, Metazoa, Chordata, Mammalia, Rodentia, Muridae.
GUGAGACCUCGCACCCACGGCGCCCCCUGCACAACAGAAUGUCUACCAUCCGCAAGUGGUUCAAAGGGGCGCCCUUUGGGGUGCAGAGCCACAGGUUUGAUGUCUCUGCUGUCCAUCCCAACCAGAAGAAAUUCAGCACCUUCACUGAGGCCCCAUACUCCAGGCAUCAUUCCGUGGAACUGUCCCACAUAGGACCUGGAACCUAUAACUCGAAGGAGACCUGCUUCAGCAAGAAGUACCUGGAACAGAAGUUGGGCGCAGGAUGGGCCCGGGCCCAAGAAGCCAGCCGGCUGACCCAACUUCCCCACUUCCAGUUCCAGGCCAUCAAGAAGGAAAGAGAGCAGCAGGCGAACAAGCGGGGGCCUGGCUCCUACAACAUCAAAGACUUCUUAACUGAGCUGCAGAAGAAACCACAGAGCAAACGGGGUCUGCUCAGCUCUGGGGAGACACGCUUCCGAGGACUCAUCGGGAAUUAUUAUCCCGGCCCUGGAAAUUAUGGGGAGAAGGGGAACCCCUACACACAGCUGGAGAAGAAUUCCUGGAACCGCUCACACUCCGACGGCCUUAUGUGUAGAUUGUCCAACAAGCCACCACCCUUGUCUCAUCAGGGCAGUGGCCUGGGACCUGGAACCUACACCAUCAAAAGCGAUAUUGAGACCUUUGUGGAAAAGUCCACCGGUACUCGUGGCCCCUAUGACAUUUUCUCUGGCGAGAGGAGCAGUCCUGUGCCCUAUGGGCAUUAUUCAGUUCAGAAAAAGAAGCCCAGGGAAUUGACGAGUUUCAAGAGCUUUGUGGAUGAACUGAACGCACCACACAAGAAGAAACAAGGGGGUUUCUCAAAAUAUCCCCGGGAUCCGAAACACCCUACAGAGAGAAUUUACUGGACAACCCUUAGUCAGUGCCCCAAAGAUGUGAAUAUAGCUGGCCCUGGUUCUUGGCUUCCUCAUGAGACAGAACAGAAACAUGUCAACCGGCCACCGUUCCUCCUGGCCUCCAAGCGGACCGGCCUAAAGGCCUGCCAGAUGCUUUUGGGAACCUGGAACCCAGUCGGGGUAGGCCGCUAUCUCAACACCACACUGAUGGAGAAAAUAGACCGGAGGCAGAGAUACCGCUCUCUGUUCAUGAGUGAACCCAAGCGCUACCUGCACGACCUAAACCGCGACAAACUCCUGCAGGAACGGAUUACACCUUUUACGAAGGGCAAGUGCCGUCCAACUGUGGACUACAAUUCAGAUCCGACUCCUUAAAGCCACACGGAAAGAACAUCCAGAGAGCCCAAGGCCGGAAGAGAGACCUUGGGAUGGGAGGAUGGGAAGGGGUCUUGGAGAAUGCCUGGGAGAGAGAAGGCGGGAGGGAGGGUCAUCUUUGCUGUAGCCCUGUGGUCAAAAGUCACAGUGUCUGAUGGGACAGCAGGGGGGCCAGGUAUCUUUUGUUACAAGAGAUCCAUUGUUCUAAGCAUUCUAGUCAGCUGGUGAUGUAAAUCUGGGAGCCAGACAGCAGAUGGAUGGAAGAGGGGACCAUGGGUGACUCCCCGCAACCCCUUGCACUAUAAAGCCAGAGCGUGGGUACCUAACUCAUUAUUGUCCCAGAAUGAGGCUGGGAGAGAGCAUUUGUUAUGCAGCAGUUUGGGCCUCCUAGGAAAACCCCAUCUCCACACUAGGAUGCUUCUGGAAGAUCAACAAAGUCUCAGUUGAGAGGAGACUGCUGACUUCCAGUGUCCAGCAGUUGAAACAGCCUCUGCACCCUACUUUAGCACUGUGGGCCGACCAGCGUAGUCGGAGGUGGGUCUGUGGGGGUGAGUGACAACAUCCUGUGACAUUCCCCUCACGGUUUACAUCGAUGACAGUUGAGUGUGGUGGCAGGAGCCAGCUGUCCCCAGAGGAUGCAGAAACCCGACAGACUCAGCCACAGAACUUAUAUAAUAAAACAAUUUCAGACACGUU